CGCAUAAAUUGCUAAAAAAAUUAACUACAGCGUCUGGUUGAUUUUCUAUAACAAAAAUUUUAAGAACUCACUAUCGAGUCUUACUCAUGUUAGUCGUGUACCAAACUGUUGAUUGCUAGACUUGUUGAAGGAUGAUCAUAUUCAAAAUUUUAGAACACCUUUCAACACAAAAUAUUUACCAUUGUAAACACAAACACAAUUAGUGAUAACGAAUAUCUUAUCUUUCGUAGGCCAAACAAUUAUUGAUUAUUAAUUGCGAGUAAAACGUUUAAAACAAGGAUACAACUUACUAUACAAGAUUAAUGAGUACCUAUAGGUAGUAGUUACCUACCUAAUUUACCUAUGCUUUUAUAAAAAGUGAAUUCUUGUCUAUGUUACUGAAGACUGAAGUACUGACUUACAGCUUACAGUCUAAUCGGUCCUGUGUAGUCGCUGCCUGAUGCUCUCAUGCUACAUACUGCUGAGAAUAUCAAAAUCUUAAAUUAUUUUUUUGAUUUUUUUGGAGACUGCUGUAGCAUUGAAGUGUUUUAAAGCUAUCUCGUAACUUUUAGAAUUGUGAAAAGUUAAUUAAACAUUGGUCACAUAAGAUGGCAUCUGCUUACAGUUCUGAUACAAUUGACGAUAUCGUGGAUAUCAAUGAAAGUUUGAAACAGUUGUCCGUUGCAAGAGCCCAAAUUAAUUCGUUAAGAAAACAGAACGAGUCUUUAAAAAAACAGCUGAAUGAAAAAGAUUUGGUUACUGCGAACGGACCUAGCACAUCUAAUAACCCUGAAAAAUUAGAACUAUCCAUUAUAGGAACUAUAAAAACAAAAUUUAAAGAACGUAGAGGUGUGCCUCGACAACCUGGUCUCUGCCCACUGGCCCAAGCUUGUCUGACAAUAUCAAACUCUAUAUUCACUAAUCCUAACCAUGCUCUUGAAGGCCUCUCAGAUUUUUCUCAUAUGUGGAUUUUGUUUCAUUUCCAUAAAAAUGAAACCACUCAUGUUCAUGCAAAAGUAUCACCUCCUAGAUUGAAUGGAUUGCGAACCGGCGUACUUGGCACUCGAUCUCCACACCGACCCUCACCAAUUGGUUUGUCGCUAGUGCAAAUUGAUAAAGUUGAAGGAAAUUCAGUGUAUUUUUCUGGUGUAGACAUGAUUGAUGGUACUCCAGUGCUUGAUAUCAAGCCAUAUAUUCCUCAUUAUGAUGCGCCAGCUUCCUUAAGAUCUGACCAACAUGUUUCAUUAUUUGAUAAUGGGUUGCAUCAAAUACUAUUGGAUCCAUUGACAACUGAUCGAGAAGCACCUGAUGGAGAGGAAACUGAUACAUAUGAUGCCAUGCCUCUUUCUCCACUCCAUACAAGGGUUCGAGUUCCAUUGUGGAUUACUGAACCACUGAUGCAACAACUAACAGUGGAGUUCUCGUCGAGAGCAAGAGAAUUUUUAGACACAUUGGAUACUAAUGAUAUUGAAGCAACUAUAGUAAGCAUAUUGAAAGAAGACCCUCGAUCAGUAUAUGUCCGUGAACGAUAUAGUAAUCAGUUUUAUACAUUCUUAAUUGGAGGCUAUCAUGUAAGCUGCAAGUUUGAUGAUAAUAAACACACGAUAAGUGUCUACAGAAUAUCAUUUGUCGAUAAUAUGGAGAAUGUACCUGAACAAGAAGGUGCCCAAUGUUUGUCUAUUGAUUAAAACUAUUAGUAAUUAAUAAUAAUUUUAACUUUUAUAUUUUGUUUUAUAACUGUGUUCCUUUUUUACAUCUAUCCCUAUUUUGAAAUAUUUUAAUGUUAUUUAUAAAAUAUUUAUUGUUAGUGUGAUAUUGUGGUAUGAAAAUUAGUGUUAUUGUUUUUUUAUACAUACAAUACAAACGAUCAACUUAAAUAGUUUGAUAAAAUCCUAUGGCUGUUAUCAUUCUUAGUUUUAAUAUAUAUUAAUAUGGUUGUUUUGUUUUUUAUUGAUUAUAAAUAAUGAAUGUAUAUUGUAUAAUAAUAAUUAAUAAUACAGUUAGUAGUAAAAAAGUUAAUAAUAUACUGUAAUUAUUAAUUUAAAAGAAAGUCGAUUUAUAUUUUUACAUGUGGCGUUAUAUACAUUAGUAAUGUACAUUAUUGUACAACUUACUGGAUCAUAGUACAUAAUAUUAAGUGAGAGAAAAAAAGCAAAUUGAAAUAUUGAAUGGAUAUGAACAUUAGUAUUCGAUAAUAACAGUUUUAUUAUAACUAUAAUUAUUCAAUUGUAUUCAAUUUUUCUUAUUUUAGUAUUUUGAAGUGUGAUACAAUAUUAUAUAAUACUUUGAUCAAGUUAUUGUGUUUUACAUAUUUACAUACAUUAUUGACUAUUAUAAUUCUUUCAUAAAUAAUGUUUUGUUAUUUUAAAAUUUAGAUAAUAGGUAUUAGUAUUUAAUGUACAUUGUAAAUAUAUUCAACUUAGUA
Aphis gossypii (cotton aphid) is the source of this 2404-nucleotide messenger RNA. Its product is annotated as tRNA (adenine(37)-N6)-methyltransferase. The coding region runs from base 588 to 1667 and encodes 359 amino acids. Lineage: Eukaryota; Metazoa; Arthropoda; Insecta; Hemiptera; Aphididae. The record is from RefSeq and is a predicted model, not a curated record. The transcript has 5 exons.